Messenger RNA from Haliotis rubra (blacklip abalone), 6486 nucleotides. RefSeq names its product anion exchange protein 2-like. Lineage: Eukaryota; Metazoa; Mollusca; Gastropoda; Lepetellida; Haliotidae. The transcript has 28 exons. The record is from RefSeq and is a predicted model, not a curated record. Gene Ontology annotation, biological process: regulation of intracellular pH; bicarbonate transport; transmembrane transport. Gene Ontology annotation, molecular function: solute:inorganic anion antiporter activity; monoatomic anion transmembrane transporter activity. Gene Ontology annotation, cellular component: plasma membrane. Bases 303 to 4598 code for a protein of 1431 amino acids.
UCCAGACAUUUGAUAGAAACCCGCCUCCGAUGUUCAGUGAUUAUGGUGAUUAUUUUCUCCCUAGUAUGAUGAUGAUCGGAAUAGAUAUGAUAACCAGAUAGACCUGGAGGUUACCCAUUGUACCGAGUCUGUAAAGAUGGGUUGAUUGUUCCUGUCAGCGUUCUUGGAGUGUUUGCAGGUGAAGUUGCAAUCACGAAGUCGUCACAUCUAACCCGCUCUGUGACUGGAAACACGUAAAUUUCUCUUCAUGUACACAGGGAGAAUCCACCAGCCGUAGUUCAGACUGCACCAGCUGACAGACAAUGGCUCACCGAGGGAAGAAAGAGGAGGAUCCGGACUGGAUGGGUGACGGUGAUGUCACCGCCUCCGACACGCACACAACUGACGAAGCCAUCCCCCUGACCCGGGAUGAUGAUGAGGCAAUCGUGUGGACGCCUGAAGUGUUCCCGAGCGACUCCGCCCUUGGGAACGUCAGCAAUGGGGACCAGGAGUAUGAGACUGAGGCAGCACAGUCGGUCCGGGAUCCACAGUUAUCGUUUAUCCGUGAGAUGGACCGUGGUGAAUGUGUCUCUCACCUCUCCUUCCUUCAUGACGAGGUGGAGAAGAUGUUUGUGAUGCCGAAGAGGUUUGACAUCGAUGAGUUGUCCUCGUCAAAUGUUGUCCCCGACAGAAACCGUCGACCCAGCGAGGUGACAGUCACAGACAGGCACUUUGAUGAACAUGACUAUGCAGUCCACCGACGACUGUCCUUUCCCCACACGCAUCAGCCAUUGCGCUCGCUCUCCAAUAAGUCUCUCAAGACACUCAAACCAUCAAAAGUCAAGAAAAAGAAGAAAAAGAAGAAGAAAAAGAUGCGGAGCUUCCCGUCGAAGGGUGCACUGAAGUCGCCUCCAAUUCCAGAGGAAAUUGAGGAUGAAGAUGAUGAUGAAGAUGAUGAGUGGCAACGGAUGAAUCGGAUGACAUGGACAUCGAGGAGGAGAGGGAGGAGGAGGGAGAGUUUGUGGGGGGGCGGAGCACCUGACCAAGACCGACACCGCAACGUCUCAGUCCCGAGCAUCUCUGUAGGCUUCUUCAUCGGAGAAGAUGAUGAAGAGACUUCACCCUCUGAGGAAGUCAAGGGUUUUCCAAGUGACUCGAAGCCAUCAUCUUCAGCAAGAGUCAAGCAUGAAGGGUCCGAGGAACCAGUGACUUCAGCAAUGCAUGGGUCUGUUAGUGACGAGCCGCAAGUAUCCCAGCAUGCAGCUAGCUUACAUAUACCACACGGAGGGGGUGGGUCUCGUUCGCGGAAGGACAGUGCCCCACAGGUCAAGUUUUUACUGGGUGGUGAUAGCAGUGAGGUUAGCCUGGCUGAAAAGGAGGAGCCGGUGUGGGUGCCUCAAUCUCCCAACGGGGACGUGACAGAUGGGGGUGCUCCUCAUGCAUCACAGUCGGACAGCAAGCUGGGGAAACAGAAACACAGAAAGCACCACCAUGAGCACUUCCGUAAGGAACAUCUCAUUAUGAGACGCCAGCGUGGAUCGGAAGUCCACCUGGACAACAUGGACAAGCUGAAGAGGUCGCCCACAGAAACAGAAGAGGCCAUGUUGCUUCAAAAGGCCGACCUGGACAAUUUGGCCAGUCACAGAUUCGAGGAUGUGCGGGGCAUCAGACGGCAUAAGAUCAACCGUCAUCGCAAUGCGAUGCACUCAAUCGUGCACAUCAGCAAGCUGGCCAAGGAGAAGAAGCUGCAUAAACCCAAGAAGAUUGACCACAGUCCUCAUGAGGUGUUCGUGGAGCUGGACAAGCUGCAUGUGGGCCCUGACCCUGACAUGGAGUGGGAGUGGAGGGAGAAGGCUCGAUGGAUCAAGUUUGAGGAGGAUGUUGAAGAGGGAGCUGAGAGGUGGGGUAAACCCCAUGUGGCCUCUCUGUCCUUCCAUAGUCUCCUGGAACUCAGGAGGGGUCUGGAACAUGGCACCAUGCUCCUUGACCUUGAUGCCAGUGACCUUCAGACCAUUAUCCACCGGGUCGUGGAAAACAUGACAAUCACUGACCAGAUCCGAGAGCAGGACAAGGGGAGACUAAUCCGCACACUCCUCCUGAAACACAAGCAUGUUAGUGAACGCAGCACGUUUCUGCCCCGAAACGUGUCUUAUUCCAACCUUGUGGGGUUGGAUACAUCCAGGCAUUAUCACCAGCGCCGGAAGUCAAUGAUUCCAAACUUGUCCCAGGCUAGCUUCGGGAACAUUGGGUCAAGUGUGGACCUCAAGAAGCUGAAUGAGGAGUACCAAGGCAGCACUCCACACCACGAGGCUGCCAAGCUGGAGAUGGUGAAGGUCGACGUGGACAACAACAUGACUGAUGGGGUACACAUAGGAAUCUCUGCUGCCGAGCCAAAGCGUAAUGUGCAGGACAUUAUGCGGCGAAUUCCUGCAGGCGCAGAAGCCAGCAUUGUGCUAGUUGGUAACGUCGACUUCCUGGAGAAACCGGCAGUGGCCUUUGUUCGUCUAGAACAGGGUCAGGUACUGGACAACCUCACAGAGGUGCCACUGCCUACUCGCCUCGUCAUCAUCCUCCUUGGUCCGGAGAGUGCCAUGGACUAUCACGAAGUGGGUCGGUCCAUUUCUACACUCAUGGCCAAUCAGAGUUUCCAUGAAGUGGCUUACAAAGCUGAUUCGAGGGAACAACUUCUACAUGCCAUCAACAGUUUCCUGGAUGACUCCAUAGUGCUGCCCCCUGGUGACUGGGACCAGAAGACGCUGCUGCCAAUCAUGGACAUGGCCCGGAAACGUGCUAACCUUCGACAUCGCAAGAAGAAAAAACUUGAGGAACAAACAACCCUGCUGGACAAGGAACACAAGAAGAUCCCCACAGACCCCCUACUGCGGACUGGCUGUUUGUUUGGCGGUCUCAUCAACGACAUCAAGCGGCGCUACCCUCACUACGUCAGUGACCUGCGAGACUCCAUCAACCUCCAGUGCCUCAUGGCACUCGUCUUCAUCUUCUUUGCCUGUUUUUCUCCAUGUAUAGCCUUCGGUGGAAUUCUCAGUGAGAAGACCAAAGGCAUGAUGGGAGUCAGUGAGACGGUGGUGAGCACCUCGCUGUGUGGCAUUGUGUUUGGCUUGUUCUGUGGGCAGCCGCUGCUGAUUGUGGGGGCCACUGGCCCAGUGCUGGUGUUUGAACAAUCACUGUAUAAGUUCUGUGAUGCCAAUGACAUUGAGUUUCUGUCAUUCCGGUGCUGGAUCGGCAUGUGGGUGUGUAUCAUCACCUCGGUAACGGUGGCACUAGAAGGAAGCUUCCUCAUCCGCUACGUCACACGUUUCACUGAAGAGAUAUUUGCCAUUCUCAUUUCGCUCAUCUUCAUCUACGAGGCUAUCAAGAAACUUGAUAAGACUUUCACCUACCAUCCUCUGAAUGCUGUGUUCUGCCCCAAUGACACGGAGCAUGCCGUUGACAGUAGUAAUUACCCUGACCUGUACCGCAACAUCACCAACUUCACUGACAUCACCAACAUCACCAGCAACAACAACACCAACAACAACACCAGCCCAGCAUAUGAUUCGGAUGACCAUCAUGAAAGGCGCAAUGAACCAAACACCGCUCUCCUCACAACCAUCUUGGUGCUCGGGACUUUCCUCAUAGCCUAUUUCCUGAGAAUCUUCAGGAACAGCAAAUUCUUAGGCAGGAGUGCUCGUCGAGCUCUUGGAGAUUUCGGAAUCCUGAUCGCCCUCGUCCUCAUGGUCCUGCUUGACUACUCACUUCAAGACACCUACACUCAGAAACUGGAAAUCCAGGAUUCUCUCAGUCCCACAUCCAAGAAGCGGUAUGGCUGGUUUGUCAACCCGAUGGGGAGCAAGAAUAACAUGGAAGUAUGGAUGGUGUUUGCAGCCAUAAUCCCUGCCUUCCUCAUCUUCAUCUUGCUUUUCAUGGAGAUACAGCUCACUGAGGUCAUCCUUAAUAAGAAAGACAGAAAGCUGAGGAAGGGGCGCGGAUUCCACUUGGAUCAGUUUAUCAUGGGCGUGCUAACAUUUGUGUGUGGCCUGCUUGGACUGCCUUGGAUGUGCGCUGCCACAGUUCGCACUGUUGCUCACACAUCCGCCCUCAGUGUCUUCUCCAGCACACACGCCCCUGGAGAGAAGCCCAAGCUGCUGUAUGUUAUUGAGCAGAGACUUACCAAUGUCAUGGUCAGCUUACUUAUAGGUGUUACCCUGUUCAUGGGACCCCUGCUGCGAGCUAUCCCUGUGGCCGUCCUUUUUGGGGUAUUCCUCUAUUUGGGGGUGUCCUCCCUCAAUGGUGUGCAGUUCUUCCAGAGGAUCAAACUGCUCUUCAUGCCAGUCAAGCAUCAUCCAGAGUUUGGCUUUGUGCGCAGGGUGCGGACCCUGAAGAUGCACAUCUUCACCGUUAUCCAGCUUGUGUGUCUGGUCAUCCUGUGGGUCAUCAAGUCCACUCAGGGUGCUCUCGCCUUCCCAUUCGUCCUCCUGUUGCUGAUACCGCUGCGUCUUCAGAUCAUGAGUCGUUUCUUCAACAAACAGGAGCUACACGAGUUGGAUAAAGAAGAGGACGAGUCUGAUGAUGAUGAGGAUGAACCUGACUUUUACAACCAGGUUCACAUGCCAAUAUAACAGCACAUCUUGUAUCCAUCCAAGCAAUACCAACAAAUUGCAGCUGGAGUAGAAUCUCCUGGAUUACCUGAAAUCCAUCCACCAAUCAAAUAUAAACCCAUCCUUCCAGCCUUCACCAUACAAUUCUUGUAAAUGCCAGGUUUGUCUACUGUGAUCAUCCAGCCAGGUGGUCAGCUGCCAAUACAAGGCUGUCAUUGAAUGGGAUUUAUACUAUAACUAGUAUUAAAACACCAAUAUGUUGUGUGCAAGUAGGGAAUAAAACUUUGACAUCAUAAUGUCUGGAAGCCCUUGGGUUACACUUCAUGAAGACCUAAAAAAUGUGUAAAACAUGCAAAACCAUCCUUCCAAGAACGUUUGGUUCAGUUCGUCUCAAGGCUCUACCGCUAAUUUGUUAAGGAUGUAUCAUGUUGAAGACAGCAAACUGUUGGCACCUCCAACACUGACAGGCUGAGGAGGAUUCAGAUACUCACGAUGUGUGUGGAAUCUCUGUAAGAUGGAGGACUUGGAAACCAUUGUAUGUUAAUGAUUUCAGUUUUGUUCUUGUUCCUGGAUGAAUUCUUCGAAUCAAUGGAUUUUAUGCUAACAAAUGGCAUGGCUGCAUUAUAAAUGGUGCUAAUUUACUUAGUUGAACCUAAUUCUUUGAUAAUUUGCUUCCUGUUGCUGUGGCCUUUCGGGUUUGAAAGCUUUAACUGAUUCAGAUUUCUUAAACUUUUGUUCUGUCUGUGUUGUUGUGUGGGUUCGAUUUUGAAAUACAACAAAACCGAACCUUUGACAUUGAUGAAAGAUCCUAUUUAUAUAUCAAUGUUUAUGAUGACUAUUUAUUUUUCUUUCCAUAUUUAAACAAAUAUAUUGUUAUUGUUGUUGAUUACCGUCAGUUGAAGAAACAAUAAGUGCUUUAUGUAUGUGUUGGUGUGGAUGGAUGCCUGUUGCAAUCUGGGACAUCACCACGUCAAUAUAUGGACCAGAUAAAAGAAUCACGGACGACAACCCACAACCUAUUUAGAAUGAAACAUUCAUACAAGUUGAAUGGAGAAGAUGUAUUUGCCUUGUUGUGACUGCUUGAUGCACGCUGUACAGAGGGCUGUGAUCGGGACAGAAUUCUCCACGGAAGCUGGACAUGUGUGUUUGUCAUUGCCCUGGUUCAUCCGUGUCUGCUAGUGAAUACGCUGACAGCCAUUGGUGUGUUUUCAUAUAUAAUCAAAUGCUGUUGUGUUUUGAGAAGUGUGGGAGGUAGAUGAUACAAGGAGUCUGUCGGAACUCAGCUUGAAGAGUAACAGUUGAGGGGAGCCUAAAAUCUGUGGUAAUGCCUGAUAAUAGGGCAACAAUGUUGUGGCAACCAUGGAUGAGUGGAGCUUUAGAGCUGUGAAUUGUUUCUGUUAUAUUUUGUGUCCAUUAGACAAGAUGUGUUUGUGUCUUCAGUUUGAGCUUAGCUGUAUGGCCAGACAGACAACUGCCUGCCUUUUGUAUGGCUAGAUGCACAACCAUGUGUCUGUUGUUUGGCUUGAAGGGUUGAAGGGACAACAAAAUAGCAAAUAAUUGAAGUGUGUGCCUCCUAACUAGAUGAAGCAAGUUAGUGAAGUGCCAUAAAAAUGUUUGCAGGUGCUUGCUCAACCAAUCAACAAUAUGAUUGUGAUAGUGAGUGCGUGAAAGAGACUACAUUGUUGGUUUCAUGUACACUUAGAGCUUCAUGGACUCCCUGUGGUGUAUGUUGACACUCUGUGACGUAUGUGGAGGCUCUGUGACGUAUGUGGAGGCUCUGUGACGUAUGUGGAGGCUCUGUGACGUAUGUGGAGGCUCUGUGACGUAUGUGGAGGCUCUGUGACGUAUGUGGAGGCUCUGUGACGUAUGUGGAGGCUCUGUGACGUAUGUGGAGGCUCUGUGACGUGAU